Scomber scombrus (Atlantic mackerel) is the source of this 1541-nucleotide messenger RNA. RefSeq names its product translocation associated membrane protein 1 (gene tram1). The record is from RefSeq and is a predicted model, not a curated record. The transcript has 11 exons. Gene Ontology annotation, cellular component: endoplasmic reticulum membrane. NCBI's taxonomy places the organism in Eukaryota, Metazoa, Chordata, Actinopteri, Scombriformes, Scombridae. Bases 142 to 1254 code for a protein of 370 amino acids. Gene Ontology annotation, biological process: protein insertion into ER membrane; SRP-dependent cotranslational protein targeting to membrane, translocation.
UCAAUUGCUGCCUGGCCCUGUGCACGUAGGAAGCAAGAGGGAGCUUUGAGUGUUCUCCUUCAUAGUGUUAAUACUAUCCAAAAAGAAAACCGACUGCGUUCGCGCUGCGCCAAGCAAAAAGUUGGACCAAAUCGUGUCGACAUGGGGAUCCGAAAAAAGACGAACAAGAACCCGCCGGUGAUGAGCCAUGAGUUUGUCAUCCAGAACCAUGCAGAUAUUGUUUCCUGUGUUGCUAUGGUGUUUCUGCUCGGGCUGAUGUUUGAGGUCACCUCAAAGUUUGCAGUGUUGUUCAUAACUGUCCAGUACAACGUCACCAUCUCCACAAACGAAGGCCCAGAGGAGACAGCCGUGAACCAUUUCCACCACGGUGUCAAAGACUUGGCGACUAUCUUCUUCUACAUGCUGGUAGCCAUUAUCAUGCACGCCAUUAUCCAGGAGUAUGUGCUGGAUAAAAUCAACAGGAAGAAGCACUUCUCCAAAACCAAGCACAGCAAGUUCAACGAGUCGGGCCAGCUCAGCGCCUUCUACCUAUUCUCCUUCGGCUGGGGCACAAGCAUCCUGCUCUCUGAAAAAUUCCUGUCCGAUCCAGUCACCCUGUGGGAAGGUUAUCCCCAUACACUGAUGCCAUUCCAGAUGAAAUUCUACUUCAUUUGUCAGCUGGGCUACUGGUUACAUGCUCUCCCAGAACUGUACUUCCAAAAGACAAAGAAAGAGGAUAUUCCACGGCAGCUUGUGUACAUCUUCCUGUACCUGGUCCACAUUGCAGGUGCCUACAUUCUGAAUCUGAACCGUCUGGCUCUGGUCCUGCUGGUGUUGCACUACUUUGUCGAGCUUCUCUUCCACGUUUCCCGCCUGGUCUAUUUCAGCAACGAGAACAGACAACUGGGUUUCACCAUAUGGGCCAUCUUGUUUGUCCUCGGACGGCUGCUCACCCUGUCCUUGUCUGUCCUCACCGUGGGCUUUGGCCUCGCCACAGCUGUGAAUCAAGGCUUUGAUUUGGCUGCAGGAAACUUUAAUGUUCUUUUUGUUAGGAUAACUGUCCUGGCCGCUAUCUGCCUCACUCAGGCCUUCAUGAUGUGGAAAUUUAUCAACUUUCAGCUGCGUCGGUGGAGAGAGCAUGCCCAUGCUCAGACCUUGAAAAAGAAACAAGUUCCCACCAAGAGCAAAUCAAAGAAAGAUAAAGCCAAUGGAGUAAAUGGAGUGAACUCCCACGGAGCUGAUUCACCAAGAGCAAGAAAAGAGAAGUCCUCAUAAAUACAUUCCCCUCAGCCCCUACCUAUCAGCCCCCUACUCUAAAGAACCAUCUUUCCCUGUGCCUCUGUGGCUGUAUCCGACCAACAGACCCUCCGGCUCCACGACCACAAUAUGCAUUUCCAGCUCCCACAGGACUGACCUCCCAGCUGGACUUCCAGGGCCAGAAUGCAUUUAAGCUUUCCUUGUCGCCAGUCGUCCAGCAUGCCUUGAUUUACGAAUCAUUGCUCUGCUGUGCCAUUUUGAAUGAAAAAGAAAACAAAUUCUGAAAUAAACUAUAUAAAAAAAGA